Messenger RNA from Cadophora gregata, 1509 nucleotides. RefSeq lists its product as uncharacterized. The coding region runs from base 1 to 1509 and encodes 502 amino acids. The record is from RefSeq and is a predicted model, not a curated record. The transcript has a single exon. NCBI's taxonomy places the organism in Eukaryota, Fungi, Ascomycota, Leotiomycetes, Helotiales, Ploettnerulaceae.
AUGGCGAGGACACUACGCCAAAACCCAAAAAAGUCUGCCAAGGCUUCGCUAAACGCCCACACGGGUGAGAGUUCUAACGGUUCCUCCCAAAGUAAUCUCGCAACAGCCCAAUUUUCCAGCGAGAUCGCUGACCAACCAGCAGUAAAAAUCUUACUACAAGAAGUAAAAAAACUCCAACACUACGCCAAUGGCUUCCAAACUAUACUUCCGGAUCCGGUGAAGCACCCACACCUUUCUUAUCUAUUCGAUGACCCUGUUGGGGAGCGAUUCGGUGUCUAUAUUUUACCCGUUCCUCCAGGACUGAGGAGUUGGAACAUCGAUCGUAUGCCAACUGAACAAGAUCGGGAGUUUAAGUAUAAGAGCGAUAAGGACUUGACGUUUCGGCAUAGACGUAUAAGAGAUGGGGUUCCAACAUCCGCUGAAGUAGAGGCUAGAGAAUGGCAUUAUAUUGUGGGAGAGCCAACGCCUGAUCAAGCCGCUGCCAGGGUCGAGUUCGAGAAUGCACGGGUCCGACAAGAUGCGAUGGGCUAUCAGCGCAACCUAGAGCCCGAUAUUUCGAAAAUGCGUGUCGAUGCCGGUCCCAAGAAAGGAAGCCACCUGGCGAAAGAAACUGCACCAACCGAAGACAGUCAAAUUCCUCACCAAUCCCAGGCCCUAAAAAGAAGAACUCCAUUACCCUCAGGCCGACCUGCUCCUCAGCCAUAUUAUAAAAAUGUAAAUGGCGAGGAUAGAUUGACUUUGAAAAUAAGAACAAAAAUACACGCCCCGGAAGAGAGCUCCGACGCCUUACAGAAGCGGAAGGCAACAGAUACUGAGCCCAAGAGAACUACUCCUGAUACGAAAGAACCUUACAAUUUUAAGAGAAAGGCCGUCGAACAAAUGAAUGCAAAGGUCGCCAAGAAGCAGAAGAUAAUGGCAGCCUCGUCAUCCUCAAUAUCUCAUCCUUCGUAUCCAGCAGCACGCAACAGACAUGCUGCGAUGACGUCGGUCCAAGCUUUACUUGCCGACACCCCAGGUCAACAAGCGCAGAACGCAGGCGAAAUAUCAGCAUCUGACGAGAGACGAGCCCAAUUGCAAUCCAUGGGCCUCACUACAGAAGAAUUCCCAGAUAAGAUCCAGCUCCCUGGUUUGUGUGCUGAACCUCCAAGGAAAGGCCGAACAGAUCAAAAGCCUUCCUGGGCUUGCAUUGCUUGGAACCUUCUAGCCAGAGCACCCAAUCACAAAUUGUCUCUGAAUAAAAUACGUGAUCUGGGAACCACGUGGUUUCCAGAGCUAAAAGAAACAAAAUCGCAGACCUUGAGAGCAUGUCUAUGCAGAAAGGAUUGUUUCUACUCCAUGGGUGACACCAAUUGGCGCCUGAGAGGACAAAAUGAGCCUCAACCCCAAAGGAACCCGGGCCCAAAAAGAGGAAAGAAAAUCGUUGACCGCCAAGCUGAAGAGGAACUUGACAAUCAAGAUAACGAAUACGAUGAUGAAGUCGAAGACCAGAAGCCCGAUGACAAACAAUAA